AUGGAUACCCCUGCUAAUUUUGUCACCCAUGUUGUGUUCUUUCUGUGGAGAAUUUGGAAGCAUAGAUGUGAUUGUUUUUUUAAUAAGCUAUCUCCAAAUCCAAUCAAGAUUGCUUUGUCUGCUUUUAAAGCGGCGACUGAAUUCCUUGCAGCUCACUCAUUAACGAGUUUAGAUUCAGAUUUUGGGUGUCACACCAUUCCCAAUACUAUUCCUGUUAAGUGGUCUCCGCCUUCUGUAAAUGCCAUCCUCAUCAAUACUGAUGCUUCUUGGCAGAAGGAUACCCUUAUGUGUGGAGUGGCAGCUUUGGCUAGAAACUGGAAAGGUUCUUUGAUUGCCGGUAAAACGGCAAAAAUGCUCGCUCCUUCCCCUUUGGCAGCAGAAGCAUUAGCAGUUCGGGAAGCAAUUCUUCUGGCAAACUCCUUCCCUCAUAUGGAUGUCAUUAUCUCUUCAGAUUCUCAAACUUUGAUCAACUCCAUCUCCCAUAAUCUCCCUGCCUCUGAUUGGAAAGCUGCAACCAUUAUUUCUCAAGUCCAGUACCUCUCUUCAACCCGGCAGUUUAACUGGUCUUGGAUCAGUAGAAAGGCUAAUAAAGCAGCUCAUCAUGUUGCUUCAUUAGUUAACAGUGGGAAGUGUCCUUCCAACUGGGUUCGUCACCCUCCCUCCUCUUUACUUGAAAUUUUGUUGUAUGAUGGGCUUCCAGGUCCACCUCUAGUUUAG
Molecule: messenger RNA, 717 nt
Organism: Rosa rugosa (rugosa rose)
Lineage: Eukaryota; Viridiplantae; Streptophyta; Magnoliopsida; Rosales; Rosaceae
Exons: 1
Coding region: 1-717 (238 amino acids)
Molecular function (GO): nucleic acid binding; RNA-DNA hybrid ribonuclease activity
Source: RefSeq, a predicted model, not a curated record